CACGCAAGCUGUCAAACGUGAUAAACAAAACUUUCGGUCCGGUAGUUUGUGUGAUAAUUUUCAUUCGAGUGCAAUUUUCGUGAAUAUUCGUGCUAAAGUGAACAUUUUGCUGCUGAAAAAUAUUUCGGAAACAUCCGAUCGAGUGUCGACCAUCACCAAAAGGCGUUAGAGAAUGGAUGCCACCCUCGAAAAGUCUUGCAUCGAGGAAAUUAGCCACACCGUUCUUGAUGCUCAACAAAAGAUUUCCGUUCGCUCCAUUUCGAACAACUACGGCCUGAACUUCCUGGAUGCGGUGAAAGUGCUUCAGAAAUGGAUCGACAACAACAGUGGUAAGGCAAACCUGCUGAAGGAAUUCAUCGUCCGGGGAAUCGAUGCCAAACGAGGGGGAGCGUUCAUCACGGUGGCCAGCGAAAAGAAGCUUAAAACGAUCCAGGAUAAAGCCAGUCAGAUUUCGAGUGUCUUGUACGCCGUGGAGGUGCAAUCGGAGUCCUCUCGGCCUUUGCAUAUUCCCGAGGAGCAGGAAUUCAAAGUGAUCAAUUUGCCUCUCGCAUCGGACAAACGGGAUGUGAAGGUUUUCAUCCCUGCAGAGCCAACCCCUGCUUCAACGAGCGUCAAGCAGGAAUCUAAGCCGAAGAUCAAUUCCAUGUUUGCAGCUAGUGCUUCAAAACCGAAACAGGAAACCCCGAAACCGACUUCAGUUCCAGUCAAGGAAGAAAAAACGAGUCCUCCUGCCAAGCAGGAAGCCGCCAAGACAUCGCCUCCGCAAAAAUCCCCGACCAAGGGAUCCCCGAGCAAGAAGAAAGACGCCAAGAAACCCGUCAGCGGAAAAGCUUCCAUUGCUUCGUUCUUCUCCAAUAAGCCAACCGCUUCCAAACCGGCACCUUCCACUCCGGCUAAUUCAUCAAAACCCGCGGAUGUGAAAAAGGAAAAGCCAUCCCCCAAGGAAGAUCAACCUUCAAAGAAGGAGAAAGUUCACGAGGAUACGCCCCGGUGGAAGCGCAUGAUUUCCGAUGAGUCCGACGGAGAUGACGUGGUUCCGAAUACGCCCCAGGAGACCAAGGAACCGAAGAAGAGAGGCGGCAAAAAAUCGUUGGCCUUCAAGAAGGGAGCCGAUGCCAAGGGGAGAAACCCAAGCAAACGGUCCAGAAUUCUGCAGGUUGAGGAUUCCAGCGAGGAAGAAGAGGAUGAGGAUAGGAACAUGCGGGAAAAGGAGGAGAAAACUAUUGAGUUCGAUACGGAGGAAGAGCAGGAUGUUCAAAUGGAAGAGAAGAAGCAGCUGACUCCGGAAAAACCCGUUGAGAAUGAUUCCAACAGCUUGAACCGGAAGGGACGUGCGAAGGUGAAGAAACUGGUCACACGGAAUUUCAUGGAUGAGGAAGGAUAUAUGACAACUAUCAAGGAAUAUGUCAUGGUGUCCGCUUCGGAAGAUGAAGCUGAGGAAGAGUCUCGUACUAAAAGUUCGUCGGAUGAGAAGAAAAAGACGGACGUAAAAGAUUCCGCACCGAGUGGUAAGAAAAAAGCGGAAACGAAGACGGCGGACAAGAAGGCGGAGAAAGUGACGCCGCCAGCCGCCAAAACCAAGCAGGGUUCGAUAAUGAGCUUCUUCUCCAAGAAGUAGGCAGCUGCACCUAGAAGGUGAGUGUCUUGGAAGUUAUUACAGUUUAGCGUCGUAGCGCUUACCUAAUCGCAUUAAAAUCAGUUCGUUGUUCAUUAAAA
This is a messenger RNA of Aedes aegypti (yellow fever mosquito), 1716 nucleotides long. It is a transcript of the gene PolD3, whose product is annotated as neurofilament heavy polypeptide. Gene Ontology annotation, cellular component: delta DNA polymerase complex; nucleus. The transcript has 4 exons. Gene Ontology annotation, biological process: nucleotide-excision repair, DNA gap filling; DNA replication; DNA strand elongation involved in DNA replication. Bases 173 to 1618 code for a protein of 481 amino acids. Gene Ontology annotation, molecular function: DNA-directed DNA polymerase activity. The record is from RefSeq and is a predicted model, not a curated record. Lineage: Eukaryota; Metazoa; Arthropoda; Insecta; Diptera; Culicidae.